AUGGUCGUCGCUGCCCGCGGAGAGUCAGUCUGGGCGGUUCCGCGGCCGGCGGCGGCGUGUAUAACGGAGCUGCGCCUGUUCCAGCAGCACUGCGACCGCGUCUUCCACGACCUGUACGCCAGAAGAAGCUUCGCCAGGCUGCAACGGCAGGCCGAACGCAACAUACACGCCGUCGAUGUCUUGACCGGAGCCAGCUAUGCGCGCCGCGCGCGCACCGUGGUUGUCGACGCCGGGCACCGCGUCCCCGAACGGGCCUACGACUACUCAUCGCAUUUCGUCGGCGUCGUUCGCAGCACCGGCGCAGCGCAGCAUCCGAUCAGCUACAGCAGCGCGUUCCGCACGGUGGUGUUCACCAAGGCGGUCCGCAUCUGUCGGGAGGAGUUCGCGAACAUCGCCACCGUGGACCUCCUGCUGCUGGCGUACGACGUCUACACGGCGUUGUACUUGUCCCUGAUCGACGCGCUGAUACACCUGGGGAGUUGGGACGAGGCCACCGAGGUGUUGAUGCAGCUCGGCGUGGUUUUGUACUUCAUACGCUCAGAUUUGAACAAGAAGCAGCGGUCGCUCGUUGGCGCGACCGCCGACGCCAGGACGGAGUUUAGACGCCGGCUCUUUAACUGCGUCCUGGCCAAGCGAGGCAUCAGUUUGGACGACAUGCCGUGUUGCACGGACAAUAGCGCCAUAGUGCAACACGUCUUCGACUGCUUCAUGCUGGAGCUGCCUCUGGAGACCUGGUCGAGGACGGUGUACUUGUGGCUGCGUGAUGCCUCCCUUUACAGCGUGCUCGAAACGUUGCAGGCGUUGCCGCUGCCUCAACGAUCGGAAUUUUAUCGCAGAGUGCGGCGUGGUCUCUUAUUCGCUACAGACACUGAGGACACGGACAGCCCCGACCUUCCUUAUUUCGAUGCCGAGUCCUGGUCCUCCAAACCCCCUGUUUGGAAGGCGGCGAGGCCACGUGGAAGCGGCGGAUGUUUCGGAGCGCAACGUUGGGGCAGGAAACGCGGUAUACCGUACGACUUCGUCCUGGGUUGCGUCCUGUCCGCUUCAAAUUGCUGCCGUCGUUACGCGCUGGAGGGGCUAGUCAUGGUGGCCAAGAUUUCCAUGGCCCUCGAUCGGGAGCUGUACGCGGCGCUGUGCUUCACCGUGUGCAUGGUGUUGCGCGUGCUCUCGUCGAAGAUACGCUUAUUGGAUGAAAUUUCUUUCGAGAACGGUGUCAGCCAGGGCGCCGGCGGACAUGAAGACGCCGCCACGGAUCCGCCUCUUUCCGUGGACCACCUCUCGUCGCUGCUGCAGUACGUCGGCAUGAACCACUGGGAGAACCAGAAAAGCUUGUGCGUCAUGUCAUCCAUCGACAACGUCUGGGUGAGGCGCAGCGGUAUGCGCUCGCUGUCAGUGAGCCUGACACCGGUGGCCUCAUUUCUUGGCACGUCGAGGUACAACGGGCAUAGUUGGGUCGGAUUGGAUUACGUGGUGAUGUUGGACGUUGACGGCAUGAUACAGUGCGACGCUGCCGGGUUGGAUGGGAUACGCUUCGUCCCGUCCCGCCGCGUGGAUGGCCAAUUUUCCCCUUUGGGUGAGAUGAAGAUUGUACGUAGCGACCACGACAAGACCAAGUCGCCUUCAGGCGCUGGGUGCACAGGCUCAAUUUGCCUGGAGAACUUGAAGGUGCGGAACAAUUCGGUGGACGUGCAAAUGGACUUCACGCCGCUGUGCAACAACAUGUGUCACUCCGGCAGAAGGUACAAACGUGCCCCGCCGUCGAGGGGCACCAAACUCGCCUUUUCCGUCGUUUCAAAGCCCCCCGACCACGUGCCGCAGCCGUUGGUGCUAGGCUUCGACCACAAGCUGGUGCUUGCCUUGUUCGCAUUUUGCGUUUCCGUGGACCGCGAGUACGCCGUGCUCCACUUCCGCCAGGCGCUGGAAUACCUGAAUUACAGGGACACGCUGCGCAAGAAGCGCAAGGCGUUCCUCCGCAAGCUCAUGACCUGGGUGCCCACGCCGAACAGCAAAGAAGCGCGCAACAUGAUGAAAUUCCAAAAGCGCAUUCGCACAGCGUUUCGCCACAGGUCGUGGCUGUCGUACAUGACUGCCACUGGUGGCAACGAGGACCAUGCUCACGACGCCGAUGGGGCCGAGUGGUUACCUCCUUUGCCGCCAACGAAGGGCGGCGACGCCGUAAACGUGAAGGAGUACCUGUCCAUGGAGAGCGCCGAACUGAGGAUGCAUUACAACGGCAACAAUUGUCUGAAGGAGACCAUGAUGGCGAAGAACCGGGUAAUGGAUGUAGUGGAAAAGUACCGUUCCGCAGUCUCCCAGGCGACCAACUACUUGUACAAAAAGUGUAUCAACUACCGGCCCUUUUGCAAAACGGGCGCGCUCAGGGGCAGCCACUAUCGACUGGGCAUCAAGUACCCAUUCGUGGAAACAGAGGAGGCCGAGAUGGGAGCGGCGAAGCCGACGCGUUCGAGCAUGCCGCCAUGUGAGCACACGGCGAUGACCCUGUCCAUGGACGAGUGCACGCAGUGCUCCACCUCACAGUCAUUCCGGCAACUAGAUCGGAUGAUUACGUUGACAGAGUGGAUAUCGCAUUUGGUUUUCACGGGCUGCAUCCGCCCUGGCAAGGUGCACCCUAGAUCCUUGCCCAUUGGGACGCCGGUGGAUCCUCACCGCGCAAUGCCGUCUGCCGCCUCAGGUGGCGCGAAUCGGCUUGCGAAGAAACUGGCUGGGAAAAAAAGAGCGCGGCGUGUGGAUCGCCGCAGUUACCGUAUUAUGGAGUAUGUCGUCGACGCGUACGUCCCCGAUAGGCUAGCAGGGACUGCCAUGGCCAAUUUGUCGGACGGUUUGGCGCUGCUUAACGAGGUGGUUGAAUCGUGUAUGCUGACUUCGCUGGCCACGUUUUUCCACGAGCCUUACUACAAGGGGCUGGUGUUGGAUUUGGCCCUGGUGCAGUUGCUGCAGGGCCGCUGGUCCCUGUGCCUCGCGCUCUUGAAGCAACUGCGGGGGCCUCCAGGCAACUACAGCACCCCGUUCGGUGCUGAGACCAUAACACUGCCUAUUGAGGUUUUCAGAUUGACGAAGGUUGAAAAGGAGUUCCUCUCACGCCUGACCGGCAAGAUAUUCACCGAGCUUAUCAUGGAGCCCCAGCUAAGCAUCGAGAUGCUUUCGCAGGAGUGCGAACCGGUCGAUAUAGGGUUAACUGAUGGCAACGAUCACUGUGCGACACAUAGUGGGAAGGGUCCCGGAGUGGCGGUGAGUUCACACCCUGACAAUUUCGGUAUGGGCUUGUCGGCCAAGUCUCUGCUGCUCCUUGGAGUGUCGUACCUGAGGCUCGGCAUCGUUCAGGUCGACCCCUUGUCUGCCUCGAUAGGGGACACCACUGGCAGCUGGGUGCACAUCGACCACCCAGAGUUGGACAACUUGCGGUCCUUUGAGUGCGACGCCCCCAAUUCGGUGGCCGUCUGCAGGGAGUACUAUCCGCAAGCUCCGGGUGACGCCGCUGUGGCAGAUCCGGACACACCCACAGGCCGGUUGGCGACCGCCUCAGAGCACAUCCUGAAAGCGCUGUCAAUUGACCCGCUGUGCCACAAGGCGUGGCUCUACCUGGCCCACUGCGGAGUGCUUGCGCACGAAUACGAGUUUGCAUACAGGUGUUGCCAGCGUAGCAUCGACUGUUACGAUGCGUGUGUGGCCGCGUGGCUGACGAUGGCGGUUGCGCUUAGCUCACGCAGUCGUAGCUGCCCCCCCGUCAAGCUUUCGGACGGUGUCUGGACGGAGUAUUUGGUCGAGCAGAAACGCUUGACCCAGCGCAUGCACCACGACAAGCCAACCAAGAUAAGCAUACCGUCAUUCGUGGUUCCGUAUGACCCGGUGUUCCCGAGCCGUGCGGAGACCACGGACGAUCUGGCACGGCACAUGAACCAGGCGGUGGGUGGCGACACCGCGGAGUGUUUGGACGUGCUGAUCACAGCGACACGUUUCGGGAGCGUGUUUGCGUACGCCGGGGUACUUCAGCUGUUGUCGAGGACGGUGGAAACGCCAAUCCACAGCUUCCCGUGGGAAAGUUCCAAUGUUGCGGCGAGCUCGUCGCGCGUUGUUUUGACACAGCUCUAUUUGGUUUUGCACGCCAGCAUAGAAUGCGCCUCUCAGUCGACACUCGCCAAGAUCCCCGACGAAUGGCUGCAUCCCGACCCGCGUAAGAUGCACUCGCAUAUGCGGGCGCUGGUGUCGCGAGCGGUUUCCGCCAAGCUGCACGUCUCCUCCCUUCCUUUUAUCCGCGCAAUGUGCCUGAUGUACUCCUUGGAUGUCGUGGACGUUUCGCGUGCUGCGGUGCUUUCGCGGGGCGAAAUGUCGUUUGAGGUCGGCUUGACCGACGCGGCGUGUUUCGAGGAUGAAGUGUACGGCUGGAUAACCUGUUUGGAGGUGUUGAUGCAGAGCGGCCACGCUGCCACGGCGGAGUUGCUGUUCCCGCUGCUGGAAUUGUACCUGGAUGUCAGCUCGCCUCGUUGUCUGGAGGCGGAGUAUGCCGCGCCAUCUUGCGACAAGUUGCCUGUCGGCCCUCAUGCGGAGGAGUCGCGGUGGGGGGCGGUGAGACGCCAUUUCAACGGUCGCGCGUUCACGUACGCCGACCUGCGCGCCGAAACGGUAUUCCUGCGCCUGUACAUGCGCUGCUACACUGCGGCUGAGGGUGAGCUUGACGAGCUGCUCUCUGACGUCCAGGAUGCCAUCACCCAGUGCGCCAGCCGCAAGCUGCGCCUGUUAGAGGCGCGGGUGCUGGCGGGGCUGCGGCGUUACGAGCAGGCGGCCCGUGUAUUCGCCGCAGAGCUGCGCCGCGGGUUCACCGGGUCGGUGUCUACCGACUACAUGCUGGAGUGCCAAGCUAUGAAGGUGUACGCUAAAGUGCUCACUGCGCUUGGAGAGGUAUCGCAGUCCGCUGCGGCCACGGCUUUCGCGGAGCAGUGUUACCUCACGACUCCUGUGUUGCGUUGCGACCUGUGUCUGGUCGCGCCGCUGUGA
Babesia bigemina is the source of this 5013-nucleotide messenger RNA. RefSeq lists its product as hypothetical. Gene Ontology annotation, molecular function: protein binding. The record is from RefSeq and is a predicted model, not a curated record. The coding region runs from base 1 to 5013 and encodes 1670 amino acids. The transcript has a single exon. NCBI's taxonomy places the organism in Eukaryota, Apicomplexa, Aconoidasida, Piroplasmida, Babesiidae.